GUUAUUAACAGAAAAUGAUGCUAGUACUAAAUACAAUGCAAUUAAUCCAGUUAAUCCAAAUCUAUAUAUAUGCAAUAUACACUCAAGGCAUGAUACAAAUAUUACUGCUCAACUAUUACAACCUAUACUUAGCAACAAUUAUAAUAAAAAUCAUAAUGAAGAAAAUAUGGAGAGCACUAUCAAGCAGAAAUAUGUAUGCAAGCUAUGCAAAAAUCCUGGUCAUAAUUCUCAGAGAUGUAAUGGUAAUGGUAAUAAAUAG
Racocetra persica is the source of this 259-nucleotide messenger RNA. NCBI's taxonomy places the organism in Eukaryota, Fungi, Glomeromycota, Glomeromycetes, Diversisporales, Gigasporaceae. The record is from the annotation of a GenBank genome assembly.